Molecule: messenger RNA, 681 nt
Organism: Camellia sinensis
Lineage: Eukaryota; Viridiplantae; Streptophyta; Magnoliopsida; Ericales; Theaceae
Source: RefSeq, a predicted model, not a curated record
UAUGUGUUUGAUGAGGAAUCAAAGUCUGUUUUGCACACAGAGAUGGCAAGGAAAAAUCUAUUUGUCAAAAGGGGUUGCAAGUUGGGGUGCAUACCUGUUCAAAAAAAAUGUCAUAGCUAUGUCAUUCGCACCAAGAGAUUCGCAUGAAGCACAAGUUCAAUUUUGUUUGGAAAGAGGCGUGCCAGCAAUUAUAGGUGUUCUUGGAACAAUAAAGCUACCAUACCCAUCAAGAGCAUUUGACAUGGCUCACUGUUCUCGUUGCCUGAUUCCAUGGGGUGGAAAUGAUGGAAUGUACAUGAUGGAAGUUGAUCGAGUUCUUAGACCUGGAGGAUACUGGGUGCUUUCAGGUCCACCCAUCAACUGGAGGGUAAAUUAUGAAGCAUGGCAGCGCCCAAAAGAGGAACUUAAGGAGGAACAGAGGAAGAUUGAAGAGAUUGCCAAAUUUCUUUGCUGGGAAAAGAAGCAUGAGAAGGGUGAAAUUGCCAUCGGGAGGAAAAGAGUAAACAAGGAGUAUUGCUCUGAGCGAGAAUCUCGUGCAACUAUGUGUGACUCCACAAAUCCAGAUGAUGCCUGGUAUGUUUUUGAAGUUGAUAACUCUUAGGUAUUCUACCAGCUUCUUGAAUGUUAAUUGGCCUAACUAUUGAACUUAUGCUCUAAUUGAUUAGAUGCACUAUCCUUCUA